Molecule: messenger RNA, 286 nt
Organism: Caenorhabditis elegans
Lineage: Eukaryota; Metazoa; Nematoda; Chromadorea; Rhabditida; Rhabditidae
Gene: W06G6.20
Product: Cysteine-rich transmembrane CYSTM domain-containing protein
Exons: 2
Coding region: 3-236 (77 amino acids)
Source: RefSeq, marked reviewed
UCAUGUCUAGCGAUCCAAACAGUACUGGCUAUCCGGCAAACUUGAUCACGACUCAACCACCGUUCGUACCCUCUGAUAAAACUCCAGGGGAAACGGAAAAAGAGGAUAAAAACGCGGAGGAAAGUUCGUGCUGUACAGCGGAAAAAUGUUGCUUGGCGUGCUUGGGAUGUGAAAUAUGCACCAGCUGGGUUUCAAUUUUCGUGGAUUGUUGCAAGAUAUGCGCAAACUCUGAUUGAAAUGCACAGUGAUAAUUAUUUAAUGGUUUCUACUUGCAUAAACUAAUUUG